Molecule: messenger RNA, 3036 nt
Organism: Vitrella brassicaformis
Lineage: Eukaryota; Vitrellaceae
Source: the annotation of a GenBank genome assembly
AUGCAGGGUUUGGGCUCAGGGUAGGGUUUAAAACCCUGAACCCCAAGGGGGACCUGCGUAGCGAAUGUGACGCAUUAGCCGAGCGAACGGCGAAUCGAAGCACUCCAAUCAUCGCACCGCUGCCCUCUCGACUUUUGUGGUGGGAUGGCUGGUCAUUGAGCUGAUAGAUAUCCGAAGACCUGGUGAGGCCGAGCACUCAUCCAUUCACCUCAAUGCUGCAUCUCUGUGUGUCUUGUCCGUUCAUUACAGGUUUGUUCGUUCGGUGAUGGCGGCUUCGUGCUCAUCUGACGCCAUUGGGCCAAAGGAGGACAGCUCAGCCACUGCCGCAGACGAGUCCGCACAGGCAGCCCAUCCCCUCAGCGAUAAUGAGGAGAUCAAACCUGAGCUCUCUGCAAUGAUAUCAGACACGGUGAGGUUAUGCUAGGUCAUGACACGGACGUAUUGGAUUUCUCUCGUUCGUGUCACAAAAUGUGUCAUGCAGCCCGGCCUGCUGGAUUGCGUCGCUGUGUUCUUGCCGCUUCAUCUUCGGGUGUACGUGUCGCGGCACAUGAGGGAGGCCGUUGCACCUCACCACACACGGCUCGUCAUCAGCCCGGCUGACAAGGAGGAGCGGUCCGUCUGGGAGCGCAUCCCAAUCGGCCUCGUGAAGGGGCUGGCAGCGUCCCUCACUCGCCUCACGUCCAUUAUCUUCUGCUAUCCCGUUUUCGCCACUCUCUGGUGCUUUGACGUCUUCAUCACAUUCGUCGAAGGCCACGCUGAGGGGCGGCGAACAGCCAACAUGCAGGGAGGAAGCCUGCAGACUAUUGUUUUGGAGAAGGUAUCCCUAUCUUGGGACAAGCCCCGACUGCAGCGGUGCGAUCUUCCCCUCCCUCCGCCCGCAGUCCCUCCGCCGACCCUUCACGCGCUCACGUCCGUCACGGGACUCGCAGACGGAGUUGUUACCCGUCGUCGACCUCACAGAGUUGUUUGGACUGAGCCGUAUGGACAUAGCAGGAUGGCUGACAGAGGGUGGCGCAUGCCCUCUCUUGCUCGAGUGGAGCAGACGGGGUGGUCGUGCCCCUCGUUGGGCCGCUUCAUUUGCACCUCUCGACGCCUGCAGCACGUCGACGGGGAUUUCUCAGGUGGCGGGUGGGCGUCGGCCUUUGAGCAUCUGCCUGUGGGCGAUGGUGGGCAGCCGGGGCCUCUCAGCCAGCUCAAGAGUAUCGGCAAGAUAAGGAUCCUUUGUUCCCAACGUCGUGCUUCUGUAGAAUCGAGUGGGCUGCGUCAGCUACAGGUGAUCAGAAUAUAUGCACCUCGCAGCGUGUAUCGCGUCUUCUUGUGCACCUUUGCUUGAAUGUAAUCAGGUAGCUCUGUCAGCGCGUGGCUGCCGCAAGUCCCUCACAGGGCUCGACGUUGUCCUCCCACCUGACCCUGCCGAGCUGUGCGGUGACCUUUGCGCUCUUGAUGGCCUCGUCACCAACUGCUGUAUAUCGCCCGACGUCCCGGUCUCUGUGGGGAUCGGCACAAACGCCUUCAACCCGUUCAGCCUCCACACCGACCACUUCCCCCCCAACCCCACCCCCACAUUCAGGAGGACGAUCCAGCAGGUGGCGCAGAAGAUAAAACGUCUGCCUUUCUCCCUCAGAGAAGGCCCCUUGCCCCCCGCCACAGAGGCGGCAAUCGACCUGGCCCGGACGCUGUCAUUCGACAGCGCCACAGAGGUGGAGGUCCGAGUCCCGUUCCGUGCUACCAUCCCUCCCCAGGACAGCAUGAUCAUCUCGCAUCUGCAGCAACUGCCGCCGCAAGCCGCCCGUCUGACCGUCGGCGGUCGUCCGGGACUGCAAGCCGAACCUUAUGUCAUGGGCGCUGUGGGUGCCAUGGUGGCCGCCAAGAUGCCCAAGUAUGUCAAGGAGGUCAUCGGGGAGUCAUGGGUGGGGGAAGACGCCGUCCGUGUGCUCGAGGGUCUCGGGAGGGACAGGGAGGUGGGCAGCGUGAAGAUCAAGUAUGUCUUUUUGGAGCAGCUGACGAGUACCGCUGCGACGCUACCGGCCAUACAUGAACUCGAAGUAGAGGGUGAGCCGAGCCAGCGAGUGAGGAAGUGCACCUAGCCUUGCCGAUGUCUGUCUGUAGUGAAUCCAUGCGUGCGGGAUGAGCAGGAGGCUGCCCGUUUCCAUUCGACCUUCGUGUCGCUCUGCCAGAGUGUGCGGGGGCUGCGGCGCGUGGAGAUACACGUCGACGUGAGGAAGACGGCUGUCUCAGACGUGGUUGAGCUGCUCGAUCGGGGCACCAAGCUCGGCAGUGGCUUCAGCGUCACCAACCUACAGAUUGAUAAGUGCGUUUUGGACAGCCGUGACAGCGAUGUCGUGGUCACUGCCACACGGGACAUGAGACCGCAGGUCGGCACGAGAGACAGAGAGGGAGAACGAUUUUGGUCGGUGGCUGGCUGUAACUGUGGGUGGUGUAUAUGGAUGGGUGUUGGUCAGGUCGCUGCUGGUGCUGCCGCUGUGGCUUCCAGGGAUCCAGCAGCGAGCCACGAUCUUGCUGCUGCUUUGUCGGCAGGCCGUCUACGUGUCGGCGCGGAGAUGGUCGACGGCACAGGGACAUCGCGAGAGGUGGGAGAGGGACAGCGUGGGCGUCCGUCCCGGGAGCUGCAGGUAGGACUCGUUGAUGACCUGACCUCUUGGGUGAGUAUUGAGAGACCAUCCUAGCAUGAUGCACUUCACACGUGUUGGAGAGUGAGGCACAUAAUUUAUGUGUCUGUCUGUCAUGAAUGCAUGCCAUGCAGGCGGCUUCUCCCUCAGCCCCCGUAGCCGUAGCUGAUGGUCCGUCGCCCUCACCAGAAGGAAUCCACCAUGGACAGCAGGUUCGCAGGGAUGGGGGCUGAGGAUGGAACGAUUGGCACGACGCACGUACAUCCCUGUAUGUGUUGUUGUCGCAUCGUUCGUGUGUGUGUGUGUGUGCCUUGCUGUGUAUGUAUGUGUGCAGGAGAUCUUGACGCCGUUCGGUGGCCCUGACCGCGAGAUGCCCUCACCCGUCGCAUCACGUGAAGCGCCGUGA